Melanotaenia boesemani (Boeseman's rainbowfish) is the source of this 5049-nucleotide messenger RNA. Its product is annotated as thrombospondin type-1 domain-containing protein 1. The coding region runs from base 1764 to 4613 and encodes 949 amino acids. Gene Ontology annotation, cellular component: cell periphery. Lineage: Eukaryota; Metazoa; Chordata; Actinopteri; Atheriniformes; Melanotaeniidae. The record is from RefSeq and is a predicted model, not a curated record. The transcript is spliced from 7 exons.
UGAUUUUGGUAAAUAUCGUCCACCUUUGAUCAUCUGAUGACGAUGCACAAAAAUGAACGCACAGCUGCAUCCCUCAUUGGUUCUACUCAUUUUUAAAGGGUACAUCGCUGUAUUAAAGAGAGUUUAAUGUAAUUUCUAAUAAUUUAAAUAAAGACAAUUUCAUAUAUUCUCCAAAUAAGUAAACACACGGACAAACAUGGUUUGCUUUUCUGUCUUUAUGUUUUUGUUUUUUGUAUGUUUCACAGGAAAAAAAUCAGUCGUAAUGAUUGAAAGCCACUGCACUUAAUAGUUUAUAAGUUAGGCUACUUACAGAUUUCUUCAAAUGUAUCUGUAUAUUAUCACACAUGUUUAGGACUGUUUGAUUUUCAGUAACCAUGUGUUGUAAUCUUAGCUCAAAAAGUACAGAAAUUAGCGUUUGAUGAAUCAUUUCUUUGUUUUAAGAUUGCUUCUUGGCAAUAAAUCAUAUACAAUUAGAAAGAUUUUUCUUUCCAUUUAAAAUGGUGCCAUAUUUGUCAGCAAAAUGCAUUUGUGGGAUGAGGAGCAGAGUAGAGUAGGCUAUGUGGGUUGUGCACAUUAUAAACUUGCCCAGUUUUUUUUUUUCUGCUGAAGCCAAACAGCCACAUCAGCCACACACUGCACCUCCUCAUGCUAUACUCACCAGCUUGUUCACACACUGCUGUGGGAUGGCAUCCCAUUCUUCAACCAUUUGUCACAAAUCAGCCAAUGUGGCUUGGUGACUGGCAUGAACAGCACACCCAAGCUGAUCCUACAAGUGUUCAAUGGGGCUGAGGUCAGGACUGCAGGCAGGCCAUUCAAUGCUCUUCUCCCCAAAAUUAUGGAGGUAGUCUCUCCUGCUCAGUGCAGGUGAGCAUUGUCAUCUUAAAUGGCACGAGCCCUAUCCAUAUUAGUUAAAUGUGGUAAUGAAUUUGCUCAUGCAUUUUCCUUACAAAUGUGGCACCAUUCAAAGGGAAAUAAACAGAUUUGAUUUCUGUAAAAAAAAAAGGCAUUUUUACAACACAGAAUUAAUACAUCAAACACUAAUUUCCAGUCAGUUCAGAGCUUGACUAUUGCAUUGAAACUUACCCAGAAUGAGAACUCAGCAAAUUUUGACCACAACAAAUAAAUAUAUCCAUCAAGGACAACCACAAGAUAGCCAACUAGAAAAUGAAUGUAUACCGCUCAAAGGCUACUAAAUACAUUGAAAUGCAAGUAAUUUUGAGUUUUCUUUGCUUUGAUAUUGAAAAAGGUCCUAAUACCAUUCUUAAUCUUACUUUUGGAUGCUUUUAAACCAGCCUGCCAGUGACUUGUGUGACAGUAUAUAUAUAUGUAAAAAAAAUUUUGUUAUAUUAAAUAUAUUUUGCAAGGAUGAGGAAACAGUUAAGAUACUCAGAAAGUCCACUCAAUAGACUGAAAAACUUUUGCAGCGAACCAAACAAGUAUUUGGCUUUUUGUUUUGGAACAAAGCCCUCCUGGGGAAUUUCUCUUGUCUGAUGACGGCAGCUCCUUGUAUCCAUUGUGAGGAUGAAAGGAAGAGGAAGACGUACCUAUAAAUCCAGAAAACUCAUGUUUGCUGUUUCAUACUCUAGCCUUCCUGUUUCCCAUACCGCAGAAUAUACUUCUCCUGUCUGAGACUGAAGCCAUCCUGGGAGUUAUCAUUAUCUUUUUGUUUAUUUUGUUGUUUGCCGUAUGAGCUUACAGAGGCGAGGGAUGGUGGAAUAGGAUGGUCAUGAGGUGUAGAAGAAAAAGGAGGCACAGACAUCGGAAUGCCACAGGCUGUCUCACUGCUGCCCUUCCUUUUAGUGCUCAUGGGAUAUGCUUUUGCAGGGCUCACCAUCUGGCCCUCUUUCCAUGUUGCUCUUAGCAAUGGCAGUGUUUUUGUGGACUUCAGCAGUAAAUCCAACAGCAGCACCAUCAGCAACAUGAGCCUCUCUCUAGUCAACAUGGAAACCAACACCACAGUUCUGACCAGGACUAUCCCCAGCAACCAACUGGCCGGUAGGGUGGAGUUCGAUUGUUCCUGCUUCCUGUAUGCAGGAACUUUCCGGUUCCUGCUGAAGCAGACCUGCAUCACUGCUGAUUCUCAUGCAAAUGGCACUGAUGGCAGUCACACAGAGAGCACCACCUGGUGGUGGAGUUCAGAGCUACAAGUGCAGUGGCCCACCUUUCAUAUUGCUGUGGACAGAGCAGGAAACCACACAGAAUCGUUCCAGGUUGGGAUAUCCACUAAUGAACACUUUCAGGCUUGCAUCAGUGGCAUUGACUCUCUUUUCUUAGAAGUCAGCUACAUGGAGUACAACCAGAUAGGCCGAAACACCAUCGACAAGGUUCGAGCUCGCACGCAGCGACCAAUCAAACCCCUCCGUUCCCAGAGUGUUGAGCUGUCCUGUGCCUUCCCAUUUACAGAAAGAGACUUCAUACGAGUGGCUCUACGCUCCCCUCAUACAGCACAGGAAGUGAAGAGCUCUGGACCUCUCUACUUGUCUCGUAUAUUCUCCUAUAAACUGCUAGUGGAAAAUGCCAAUGCUUACAAGGGUGGCUGUGAAGGGACGAUGAUUGUUAAAAUGAUAACCCCACCAUGUACUCAUGUCAAUGGGAAAGUAUUGCUGUACAGCGAUGCAGGUGUUGGAAGAGGUGUUGCUCUUUCCUCUUCAGUGGCGGGAUUCAGACCAGAGGAAUCCUCAUCUCCUCCUCUUGCCUUUAACUGGCUAACUCAAGGAGCGAAUGAGACAGAAUUCAACUGUUCUGUCUUUUACCCUGGAAGGAAUAAGUACUGCUUUCAUUUUGUUUUCAACUUCAGUCGCUCCCCUAGUCCAGCACAGACUUGUCUGGUGGUUUACAAGAGUGCAGAGUCAUGGGGCGCCUGGCAGCCAUGGAGUGUGUGCAGUGUGAGCUGUGGAGAGGGUGUGAGGGAAAGAGUGCGUGAGUGUCUGCUGCCCUCAGGUGUGCAAGGGAUGCAGUGCACCGGCAUGCUGAAGGAACAGUCCAUAUGCUCAUUAGAAGACUGUGUGGUGUUACCUACUGCUACUCCAUCUCUCCCCCCUGACACUGUUGGAGCUACACUUUUGGGUGGAAACAUGAUUGUGGUGGUUGGAAUUUCCUUCUGCUUGGCUGUGAUUAUGGCCACUGUUGUGGUGACUGUGUGGAGGAAGCUUUGCCAGACCCCUCAAUGCAGCUCAGUCCGCAGAGGCUCCAUACAUUCCCCUGGUGGGCGGAAGCUAUCAGAUGAGGCCUCCAUCUGUGGACACAGCCUCCAAAGGCCCAGUCUGUCUGACGGUCAUGGCCCAUCAGGGGGUAUGGUUGCCCAGAAAGACAGACCUUCUCUUGGAGGUAUGCCUCUUUCACAGACUAUGGUGCUUCCAGCCUCACAGGAUCCUGAACGAUUGUCUCCCACAGGCCAGAAGGUGUUGCCACCAAUAUUUGGGUACCGGUUGGCACAACAGCAACUAAAAGAAAUGAAGAAGAAGGGGUUAAAAGAAGCCACACAAUUGUACCAUGUCUCUUCAAGCCCUGUCCACGACACCAUGGAUGAGACACCUGCCUCACCCACUAGCUCCCCUAUUCCUACACCAACUGGAUUUGCUCAUUCUACCCUUCCUUUGAGCCUGCAGGAUGCUGAUAACCACCAUUUUUGCAUUGCAACUCCUUUGUCAAAGCUGCAAACUCAGAUUCCAAUGGUCACACCGGAUAGGUUGAGUCCUAGAGUGGAACUGGCCUUAGGUCCUCCUGUCUCUGCUCAUGCAAGUGGGGGGAGCUGCAAAUGGCGUGACCGCACUGCUGACUGGGUGGAAAUGGUAGAGAGGAGUGGGUUAGCAGGUCUUGGAGGAAGAGGAGAUGCUCCAACAGGAACUACUUAUCAUAAGAAUCCAAACUUCAGGCGGACCUCCAGUUUUAAUGACAGCAGACUUCAGCCGGCAUCCUCAGCUCAGUCCAGACAGUUCAGAGAAAGGAGCAUGACACAGGUGGGAUCUCGGACUCUUCCAGAGGGAAGUUGUUGGAAAAAAGGAGGAUGGGAGAGACAGCCACAUCCUUCUUACCCCAUUCCAGAGCAUGGAAUGUCAGAGUGGGCUAAAGCCAGACCCCAGAGGAAUGACCAGAAGAAGACCUGGAUCGAGACAACACCUCCCUCUCACAAUAAUGAACUCAAACAUGCAGGAACCAACACGAACUACUUCUCAACAGCUGAGAAACAUGCUAAAGCAGAUCUUGGUGGCACUGCGGAGAGAAAAAAGCCUGGUGAUCCUAGAGGUGGAGGUGGACAGUCAGUCUCAGGGAUCGGGGGUCCAGCCACAGGUCCUGGUAGGUCUCAUGGAGUAAACCAGUUGAGUGUGGAUCGGGCUGAGCAGAACUGGAAUCGUCGCGGCCCUUCACCUAUUCAAAGGAACAUCCUGGCCAGGAAACUGAAAGAGGCUCAGUCCUGCUCUGGGGCCAAGGGACGCAUUCGCAGCUCCAGCUUUAACGUCUCAUUGUCAGAGCAGAGGAACGGUAGCUGCCGUUCUCUGCCGAUGUCUGGAGACUACAGCAGCAGUGGGAGCUCUCCCUACAGGCUGAGUGAGGCAGAACAGAGGAUGCUGGACUUGGAUCUGUCCCCAGUAUAUGUACAGGAGGAGGAGUAGAGCACUGGUCUGUGGCACCACAUCUGAGAAAUGCCAUGGAAAUUGGCAUUUAUUAGUCCCCACAACCCCUACACUGAUCCCCUUUCCAAGCUAUUGAGUUGGUUCCCACAUUUUAACUGUUAUUGUAUUGUAACACUAUAAACUUUUCUUUGAGGAUAGGAGUGAAACAUGAGUAAUUUAAGUGUUUUUCUUUUUUUAUUAUUUGUUUUUGAAGAAAUCAUUGAUUUGUUUUAUGUUGUGUAUUUGUCUUUAUAAUUCAGUGUAAUGAUAUUCUUUGUAAAUACAUGUAUUUAUGUAUAUUUUUUGUCUAUGUACCCACCACUUGUACAAUAUUUACCUAAAUAAGUUUCACUUAACAUUACUUUAUGGCCUCAUCUCUCUGUGGUGUUAAACAUGCGACAAAUCAAAAACAGAAUUCACAAAAUCACAGUAAAAA